Penaeus vannamei (Pacific white shrimp) is the source of this 1513-nucleotide messenger RNA. Its product is annotated as cytidine deaminase. Gene Ontology annotation, molecular function: cytidine deaminase activity; zinc ion binding. Lineage: Eukaryota; Metazoa; Arthropoda; Malacostraca; Decapoda; Penaeidae. Gene Ontology annotation, cellular component: cytosol. The record is from RefSeq and is a predicted model, not a curated record.
AUGGACAAUGAGCGCAAUGAACGCCAGCCGACGCCGAGAGCGACCACAGCGGCACGGGGACCCAGCGGGGGCAUGGCAGGAAGACAGUUUCAUGUUUUAAUGGACUUGCUUUCAUGGCGGUCAAUAUCACUAUUGGACUCUGCAUUUGGUAUGACUUUUAAACGACCUAUUAAACAGUGUUUAAACUUCACCGGUGAAUCUUUCGAGUAUAGACCCACAGUUGGAAUCCAGUUUUUUAAAGAUGCUGGUAAAGAAAAAAAGAAAAUCUCACCUAUGAUUCGGCUUCCUACUUUCACAGAUUCGGAAUUGGAGAAGCUGAUAGACUCCAGUCUCCGGGCCCGCCAGAACUCGUACAGCCCAUACAGCAAGUUUGCGGUAGGAGCAGCCCUUCUGACGGACGCGGGAGAGGUCAUUGAAGGGUGUAACGUCGAGAAUAUUUCGUAUGGACUGACGGUUUGCGCCGAAAGGACCGCCGUUUGCAGUGCCGUCGCCAAGGGUUACCGGAAGUUCCGGGCAAUCGCCAUCAGUGCAGAGAUGGGGCAGAGGUUCGUGGGCCCGUGCGGCGCGUGCCGCCAGACUCUGGCAGAGUUCGGACUGGACUGGGAGGUUUACCUGACUAUGCCCAACAAGAUUUACAUGAAGACCACCGUCGGCAAACUGCUUCCGGACAGUUUUAAUCCUGAAUGGGUUACAUUCACUUAAGGCUUCGCCGCUAUCACUUAUGCUGUACACAUGCAUCUCAUCUUCAUGUGCUCUGUUUUCACAUACAAAAAAAAAAAAAAAAAAAAAAAAAAAAAAAAAAAAAAAAAAAAAAAAAAAAAAACGUAAGUUUGCCAUUAUGUAAAUCGUACAGAAAACGUAAUUGAUGACAAAGUAAGAAAUUAUUUGGAAAUGCUAACAAUAAUUAUUACAUUCGAAAUGUAACUGUGCGAUAUAAUGUGAAUAUGCUGAUUAUAACGCUGACAAUAAUGGCAAAAAGGGCGUUAAUAGUUGAAAUUGUUAAAUUUGUAAUAAUGAUUAAAUGGCAUUAACAAAAAUGACGGUAAAGAAAACAAGCUUAAUACUUGGACUGAUAAUAAUGGUACUCUAAGCAUUCAACUAUGUCAAGCAUCAGGUCCAUGGUGUCGUAUUUACACCCAAGCAGAAAAAUAUUAACAACAUUAAUAAUGAUACUUAUGAUUAUAUUUACAUAAAUUGUAGUUGUAACCAUGGCCCCAGUAAUAAGUUUAUUUGAAUCAGACUGGACAGCUUCUUUUAAAUGAUAUUACCCUGCAAUUCAAGAAACAAGCAACAGUUUUGCCAGUGAUGACCGUGACCCGAUUACGACAGGGACCAACACUCCACUGCCGAACACAAAGGCUGCGUGUUACUGUUCAGGUUCUGAGAGUGUGGAUGACGAGGAAGAAAACGUGCAGAUGUUCCCUUUGUAUGCCUAUGUAAAUACGUCUGACAUUUUGAUUUUGAAACCUAUUUUUAACUGUGUGUCAUUACAAUAAAAGUGUCAUUUAAAGAG